Letharia columbiana is the source of this 486-nucleotide messenger RNA. RefSeq lists its product as uncharacterized. The record is from RefSeq and is a predicted model, not a curated record. The coding region runs from base 1 to 486 and encodes 161 amino acids. NCBI's taxonomy places the organism in Eukaryota, Fungi, Ascomycota, Lecanoromycetes, Lecanorales, Parmeliaceae. The transcript has a single exon.
AUGAAUCAACUACGCAAUGAGUUUCGUCAGCAAGCCACUCAGCCAGUCACUCAGCCAGUCACUCAGUCAGCCACUCAGCCAGCUACUCAGCCAGUCACUCAGUCAACCACUCAGCCAGAGCACCCAGUUGAACAGGAGGAGGAACCACUACAGGCAAUUGCGGAGAACACUGCGGAGAACACUGCGGAGAACGUUGCGGAGAAACCAAGCGACAGCAAGGCCCCCAGCACCAAGAACACGGCUCAGCUCUCCAAGAUCCCACGUCAUUUGCUCUCCACGAUCCCACGUCAGAUCGCCACUCAGCAAGCGGAGAACGACACUGCAAUUUGGCCUAUCAUCCCCACUACAUUAUUGUGGCACACAAUCACUGAGUUGAGCAUACAAGAGAAGGAUCUACUGCGACGCUCACAGCCAAACCACUAUGGCCCACUAUCAUUGAGGAGGAACAUCGGACGAUGCAUACUUGGACGAAUUGAAACCGUCUGA